This is a messenger RNA of Orussus abietinus, 1398 nucleotides long. RefSeq names its product N-acetylneuraminate lyase. Lineage: Eukaryota; Metazoa; Arthropoda; Insecta; Hymenoptera; Orussidae. The record is from RefSeq and is a predicted model, not a curated record. Gene Ontology annotation, biological process: N-acetylneuraminate catabolic process. Gene Ontology annotation, molecular function: 4-hydroxy-tetrahydrodipicolinate synthase activity; N-acetylneuraminate lyase activity. The transcript has 9 exons. The coding region runs from base 257 to 1180 and encodes 307 amino acids.
AAUAGUACAGUCCUCCAAGCAAUAUAUAAUAAUAUAGUAAAUAAGAAGGACACAAUCACCAUAUACGUAUAAAUGUGAAUUGUACUAGAGAGAGAAUGAGAGAGUAAGCUUUGUAUUUAUAUUUAUCUAAAAAAACAAUGAUUUAUUCAAAACGUUCGUCUUACAACGUCAACAUCGACUACAUCUGCUAUUCAGAGUAAACUUAAACAGGAUCCAAUUGAAAGAUAGAAUAACUACCGAUUUUUGGCCCGUCACUAUGCCACGAUUGGAGUUCUCUUUUAGAGGUUUCAUUGUUCCGGUGCUGACGCCAUUUAAGGAUGACAGCGCGAGAACUAUAGAUAUAUCAGUCAUACCAAAAUAUGCUGCAUAUCUUGAAAAGAAGGGUGUCAAGGGAAUUCUAGUUAAUGGAACUAGUGGGGAAGGAAUGUCAAUGUGUGUAGCGGAGAGAAAAACUGUUGCUGUAGCAUGGUCGAAUGCAGUCAAAACUACGAAACAACACUUGAUGAUACAAGUUGGUGGAGCUCCACUUCCAGAUGUCCUUGAAUUGGCAAAGCAUGCAGAGAGUAUCAAGGCGGACUCUUUGCUUUGUUUACCAGAAUUGUACUUUAAACCAAGUAAUUCUGAAGAUUUGACUGAAUAUUUAAAUAUGGUGGGUAAAGCAGCUCCAUCCACUCCACUUUUGUAUUACCAUUUUCCAGAAAUGACAAAUGUUAACAUACAUAUGGGCCAAUGCUUAGGAUCACUCGGCGACAGAAUACCAUCUUUUGUUGGAAUAAAAUUUACAAGUACAAAUUUGGAAGAAGUAUCACAAGCCUUGAAUGUCGAUAAUGGAAAGUAUGCAAUAUUUCUGGGUAGUGACCAGAUAAUGGUCGCUGGUAUGGCUCUUGGAUUAAACUCAUUUAUACCAACAAGCGUAAACAUGUUCCCAGAGCUUGCUCUAGAAAUGCUUGAAGCAGGAAAAAAAGGAGAUUUCACAACAGCAAGAAAAUGUCAAGAGAAGCUCUCCAAAGCAGUGAUAAUUAUAUCAAAAUAUGGCACAUGGGUCCAAACAAUGAAAGCAGCUAUGAACAUCUUAACUGACAUCAACGUGGGCAUUCCCCGUGCACCUCUCAAGGCCCUCUGCGAAGAACAAAUUGCUUCAAUGAAAAACGAACUUUCACAUUUAAAUUAUAAAAUUUAAAUUUGAAAAUGUGUAUCAUGACUCAAAAGGAUUCUUGCUCAAGAAAAAAGGAACUAAAAUCAAGAACAUCAUUAGAUCGUCAGAAAAGUGUGUAAAGUCUAUAUACGAUAUACAAAAAUAUGGGUUUCUUAAGAUCUUCCGCUAUAAAGCAAAUAAUAAAUGGUUCACUGUAUAUACGUACUUCUCUUAAUUAAAUAAAAAAAAUGCCAGAUCUCUAA